Molecule: messenger RNA, 708 nt
Organism: Saccharomyces cerevisiae S288C
Lineage: Eukaryota; Fungi; Ascomycota; Saccharomycetes; Saccharomycetales; Saccharomycetaceae
Gene: DFP4
Product: DUP240 family protein
Exons: 1
Coding region: 1-708 (235 amino acids)
Cellular component (GO): plasma membrane
Source: RefSeq, marked reviewed
AUGAGUUCAGAAUUAUUAAUAUCUAAUUCUAAACCAAGACCAGAAGGAUUAAGAAAAUUAUGCGAAGGUGAGACAGUGAUCCUUCCAAGGGACAUAACCCCCAGCAAAUGCGCUUAUUUCUUAAAACAGAAUAUCGUAUUCAUUUCAUAUAUUUUCAUCCAUAUUAUUAUUACCAUAAUCUUAAACCGCCUGGCAUUAUCUGCACACGGUAAUACUUUGAUUAUUAUCUUAGCGGCUUUACUAAUUACAAUUUCACUAUUCCUUUUACUCCUCUUACCUUACUUAAGCUGCUCAAGAUAUAAGUUAAGAUGUUUAGAUGAUGAUUGUAAGUUCAAACUAUUAGCGGAAGUCAUUACACAUAAACCUAACAUGGACUUGAGCACAUGGGACCGGAUUGCAUAUGACAUGAACCAAUUUGUAUAUGACCGUCGUAUAUGUGCAGAUAGAUCUUUUUUCUACGAUGGCAGUUAUUGCUAUCAGGUUUUUAAAAAGUUGGUGGCUACCCCGUACCUUGUGAAUUCCAAUAUGAAUAGUAUAUAUGCUGAUCUGGAGAUGAGAAGUAAUGGAGCAACCAACAUUAACGAUUCUGGUAAUAGUUCAUUACACAUCGAAUUGGGCACUUAUAUUUUUAAAGCAUUGGCCGUUUUCAGGAACUCUGUUGACAAGUACUGGGAGGAUAAGUAUCCAGAGAUGGGGGUCACAGUUUGA